This is a messenger RNA of Onthophagus taurus, 841 nucleotides long. Its product is annotated as chymotrypsin-1-like. Gene Ontology annotation, biological process: proteolysis. NCBI's taxonomy places the organism in Eukaryota, Metazoa, Arthropoda, Insecta, Coleoptera, Scarabaeidae. Gene Ontology annotation, molecular function: serine-type endopeptidase activity. The record is from RefSeq and is a predicted model, not a curated record.
ACAAACUAACGAAAAUGGUUAAAUUCGUUGUUGCUUUCUCAGCUCUUUUCGCUGUUGCCUUUGGCUACGCCAUCGAUACCAGAAUCGAUGAUAGCUUUAGCUGGCGUGUCGUUGGUGGUGCUAAUGCCGCUGCUGGUCAAUUCCCUUACCAAAUCUCUUUGAGAGGAGCCUCUGGAAGUCACACUUGUGGUGGUUCCAUCCUUAGCGCAAACUGGAUCUUGACCGCUGCCCAUUGCGUUUAUGGUGGAUCUGCUAGUUCUUACACCGUUGUCACUGGAUCUACCACUUUGAACAGUGGCGGUGACAGAUACAGCGUUAGCAGAAUCAUUGCCCACUCCGGGUACAACCCUAACACUGUUCAAAACGAUAUUGCCGUCCUCCAAGUCUCCUCCCCAAUUCAAUUCAACAACAAUGUUCAAGCUAUUGAACCCGAUUCCACUGUUAUCGGAGCUGGAGAUUGUAUCAUCUCCGGAUGGGGCACCACCAGUUACCCAGGAAGUGUACCAAACAACUUGCAAUUCCUCGCCUUGAAAACCAUCACCAACACUCAAUGUCAAUCUGCCUGGGGAAGCAACUCCGUCUUCGAUAGCAACAUCUGUACCCUCACCAAAAGCGGUGAAGGUGUCUGCCAUGGUGACUCUGGUGGUCCAUUGGCCGCCAAUGGAAAACAAAUCGGUAUCGUUUCCUGGGGUAACCCAUGCGCCAGGGGAACUCCCGAUGUCUUUACCAGAGUUUCUUCCUUCAUCGAUUGGAUCAACACCAACACUAAAUAAAUUUUAAUUAUUUAGUUCUUAUGAACCAAGUGUAUGUAUAUAUAUAAAAGAGAAAUAAAAAACGCUUA